AUGCCGCGCUCCUUCCUGGUGAAAACGCAUUCCAGCCACAGGGUCCCCAACUACAGGCAGCUGGAGACGCAGAGAGAAGCUAACGGCACCUGUUCCGCCUGCAGGGGGCUGGCGGUGCCCCUCUUCCUCCCAGAAAAUGCGGCCUCUUCUACCUCUGGUGACUCUCCCCGGCCCUGGGACCGCACCUCUGUCGUCGCCCGCAUCUCCCUGCCCCUUCCGAGUACCGAGGAAGCGCUGGGGGCCUGUGAGCCAGACCUCCUGGCAGGCAGCCAGGUGGACCCUCGGGCCAGCCGGGCCCCCGGCCUGCCCCUCAAAGACAGCCUGAACCACCUCAACCUGCCUGCCCUGCUGGUCCUGCCCACACGGUGGCCCCCGAUCCCAGGCCCGGAUGGGGGCCCGGCUCCAGACAGACUGCAGGCAGCCCCGGGGGGCUUUGAGGGCCUGCACGGCCACAGGCCGCACCCCACACCAACAGGGCUGGCCAGGCACCCGUGGGCGCCCCGCUGCUUCAGCUGCAGGCACUGCGACAAGGAGUACGCCAGCCUGGGUGCCCUCAAGAUGCACAUCCGCACGCACACGCUGCCCUGCCUCUGCUCCGUCUGCGGCAAGGCCUUCUCCAGGCCCUGGCUGCUCCAGGGCCACAUCCGGACCCACACAGGUGAGAAGCCCUACACCUGCUCGCACUGCGGCAGGGCCUUCGCCGACCGCUCCAACCUCCGGGCCCACCUGCAGACGCACUCGGACACCAGGAAGUACCGGUGCAAGAGCUGCACCAGGACCUUCUCCCGCAUGUCGCUCCUGGCGCGGCACGAGGAGUCUGGCUGCCGCCGCGGCCCCUGACAGGAGCGGCUCGGCGAGGUGGGAGGGACCGGACUUCAGCCCUCCUGGCACCCGUGCUGCCCGAUGGGCCCAGCCCCACGCUCGCUCGGUGGGCACUCCUCGUCUCCCCAUCGGCCACCGGCCGCCACCUGCCACCCGGUUCUGUCCAGGACCAGAGCUGCCAGUGGGCUGGGA
Suricata suricatta (meerkat) is the source of this 1014-nucleotide messenger RNA. RefSeq names its product snail family transcriptional repressor 3 (gene SNAI3). The record is from RefSeq and is a predicted model, not a curated record. Lineage: Eukaryota; Metazoa; Chordata; Mammalia; Carnivora; Herpestidae. Gene Ontology annotation, biological process: regulation of DNA-templated transcription. Bases 1 to 840 code for a protein of 279 amino acids. The transcript has 3 exons. Gene Ontology annotation, molecular function: RNA polymerase II cis-regulatory region sequence-specific DNA binding; DNA-binding transcription factor activity, RNA polymerase II-specific.